Messenger RNA from Suillus paluster, 552 nucleotides. RefSeq lists its product as uncharacterized. The coding region runs from base 1 to 552 and encodes 183 amino acids. Lineage: Eukaryota; Fungi; Basidiomycota; Agaricomycetes; Boletales; Suillaceae. The record is from RefSeq and is a predicted model, not a curated record. The transcript is spliced from 5 exons.
AUGGAUCCGGACACACUGGGCUUCGAUAUUCAAGAUACUCAAGCAUAUGCUGCAUUUACAGAAGAUUCACCCAGCUUGCUGAUGACAGCGACGACAGUUCCGGACCUUCAAGGCAAAAGUUACAUGGCGUUCAAACUCACUGCUCAGGAUUGGACCAAGAUUGAAUUGAUGAAAGAUGUAUUGCAGGAGCCAGCAAAUGCCCAGCAAACAUUCUCGGCAACUCACGAGCCCACUGUUUGGCGUACAAUCCCUGUCCUUGAAUUUCUUCAAGAGACAUGGGAGAAUAUGGCUGAGUCUUUGAAAUUCAGUAGUGUGUCAAGCUCCAUCCACUUGGGCAUCAACAACUUGCAUAAAUGGUAUUGUAAAGUUGACAACACUGACACUUAUUUCAUUUGUCUCGUCCUCGAUCCUACUUAUAAGCUUGCAUAUGCCAAGGACAAGUGGGAGGCUAGGUACUACAAUGCAGGUACCAUGGAGUGGCUUCCCCACCCGCUGCUGCUUCAGAUGCAGUAUCAGUUCGAACGUGUUCAGAAUGUGAACCUGACCCCCUAA